Dibothriocephalus latus is the source of this 429-nucleotide messenger RNA. Lineage: Eukaryota; Metazoa; Platyhelminthes; Cestoda; Diphyllobothriidea; Diphyllobothriidae. The record is from the annotation of a GenBank genome assembly.
AUGGAUGCAGGCAUCAUCGACGGAAUUGCAGGCAUUGGCUCCUCCGUGGGCUCCGAAAAGAAAUGCCCCGACGACGAUUUUGUCGACCGCGCAAACCACACCUACACCAUGAAUCUCCUCAUGUUUUUCAUUGCCAUCGUGCUGUCGCGCCAGUUGGUAGGAAAGCCCAUCAGCUGCUGGAUUCCCAAUGACUUUACGGGUGCCCAGGGCGAGUACGCUGAGACAGUGUGUUGGGUCACUUCAACCUACUUUAUCGCACCCGCACAAGCCACUGUGCCGAUACAGAAGGACCUGCGCUACGAGAAGACGAUUUAUUACUAUCAGUGGGUGCCUUUUAUUUUGAUGCUUCAGGCAGCCCUCUUCGCCUUUCCCUGCAUUAUCUGGCGCCUUUUCAACUCCCAUACACGAAUUAAUAAAGUUAUCCCUUAG